AUGGAAUUGGCCAUUUCAGUCAAGAAAAAAUUGGGGUUCUUGAACGGUUCCAUACCUAAACCUCCCAUGUCUGAUCAAACAGUCUAUAAUGCUUGGAUUCGCAACAACAAUAUAGUGAUUUCUUGGAUAAUCAACUCGGUUUCUGAGGAGAUUUCUUCCAGCAUUCUCUACAACGAGUCAGCUGCUGCAAUAUGGAAUGAUCUCAGGGUAAGAUUUCAGCAAAGGAAUGGUGCACAUAUCUACAAUCUCAGGAAGAUUUUGAUGAAACUUAAACAAGAAACUCAGUCUGUUAGUAUGUAUUUCACCAAGCUCAAAACAGUGUGGGAAGAAUUGUCAAACUUCAGAUUUAGUUGCACAUGUAAUGGCUGUACAUGUGGGGGAGUCAAGAAGUUGCAAGAACAUCACAACAUGGAAUACAUCAUGUCUUUUCUCAUGGGAUUGUCCGAUCUCUAUUCACAAGUGAGAGGUAAUAUUCUUGUUAUGGAUCCUUUACCUGAGAUUAAUAGAGUUUUUCAUUUAGUCACACAGGAAGAGAAUCAAAGAGGGGGGCAAAAUGUUUCUGUCGAUCCCAACUCCAACAUGGCUUUUGCCUUUCAAGGAGAAAGAAACUCGGGGAAACCAGAUCCUCCCAAGAAUCAAGCAUAA
This is a messenger RNA of Cannabis sativa, 645 nucleotides long. RefSeq lists its product as uncharacterized. The coding region runs from base 1 to 645 and encodes 214 amino acids. The transcript has a single exon. The record is from RefSeq and is a predicted model, not a curated record. NCBI's taxonomy places the organism in Eukaryota, Viridiplantae, Streptophyta, Magnoliopsida, Rosales, Cannabaceae.